Camponotus floridanus (Florida carpenter ant) is the source of this 3201-nucleotide messenger RNA. It is a transcript of the gene FER, whose product is annotated as tyrosine-protein kinase Fer. The record is from RefSeq and is a predicted model, not a curated record. Gene Ontology annotation, molecular function: ATP binding; non-membrane spanning protein tyrosine kinase activity. Lineage: Eukaryota; Metazoa; Arthropoda; Insecta; Hymenoptera; Formicidae. The coding region runs from base 350 to 2884 and encodes 844 amino acids. Gene Ontology annotation, biological process: peptidyl-tyrosine phosphorylation. The transcript has 15 exons.
CUUCCUUGAUCGACAUCAUCGUGCGACGUAUCCAAUGGCGGUAUUUUGUUACUCUGCUAAAGGUGAAUUUUUCCGCACGGUUUCGGGAGACUGGUAUAAAUAUAAAUGUUGAUCUCAGAGCUGCGCGAGGACGCGGCCGUGUGACGGUAGCACGUCGUUGCUGGCGGUCAUGUAAUCGAUCCCGGACACCAGGUGGUCCAGGGAGCGCCGAGGCAGAGUAUCUAAAUGUCGGAAUAUCAGCUGGCCGGAUUCGGAGUAUCCCGUUCUCUGGCGAAGCUAAGAAUGCAUCGUCGUUAAACGCACCGCAUUCCUGAUAAUUGUCACACGUUUGUUCGUAACGUCCGCAAAGAUGGGCUUUUCCACGAGUCUGCAGGGCCAGGCCGCGCACGAGGCGUUGCUGGCUCGCCAGGACGCCGAGAUCAAGCUUCUAGAGACGAUGCGAAGAUGCCUCACGAUGAAGGUCAAGUGCGAUCGGGAAUACGCUUCUACGGUUUCCUCCUUGAGCGUCCAAGGAAAAAAAAUCGAGCGCAGCGAGGAUCUCGUUGGUAGUCUCAUAGUGCAGAGCUGGAAAGACAUUAUGGACUCUAUCGAUCAGACUGCUAAAUUGAUUAAACAACAGGCAGACUCUAUUGAAAAUGUUGCGGAUCAGUUGAAUACAUUAUAUACAGAAAGGAGAAGGGCCAGGAAGCUUUAUCAAGAGGAACAGACCUGGCUGACUAAUCAGUUUCAACAGUUGACAGAUGAUGUAACUAAGAAAAAAUUUGAAUAUCAGAAGAACCUAGAUACGUAUAAAUUAAUGAGGUCGCGAUUUGAAGAAUAUUAUGUCAAAUCUGGUCGAGGUGGUCGCAAAUUAGAUGAAGUAAGGGAAAAAUAUCAAAAGGCAUGCAGAAAACUUCAUUUAACACACAAUGAAUAUGUACUAUUACUAGGUGCUGUGACAGAAUGUGAACAUGAUUUAAGAACUUGUUAUUUGCCAAGUUUGCUUCAUCGGCAACAAGCUAUUCAUCAAGAAUUUAUAACUUCAUGGAGGGGAAUCCUUCAAGAUAUUGUAAAAUACUCGGAUUUUUCAACAGAGAAGUUUUUAGACAUCCAUGUACGAGUGCAAAAAAUAGUUGACAGUAUUAAGCCUAUCGAAGAGUACAGGGAUUUUAUUGGAAAGCAUAAAACUAGGCCAGCAUCUCCAAUCAGAUUCACAUUUGAUGAGAAUCUUGUGGAUGAUACCUCAGGGAAAUUAUUGCCAAAUAAGUUGACUGUAGAUAAUCUAACUAUAGAUUGGUUGAGAAGUCGUCUUACGGAACUCGAAACUUCUCUCAAAACUACACAACAAAAUCGACAACGACCACAAUUUCUACAAGAAAAUAAUAGCGAUUCUAGAAUUUUAAUCUUAGACUAUUCUCGCGAAAGAGAAGAGUUGAAAUUACGUUGUCAGGAGAAAAAAUUACAAAGACAGAUAGAAGUCAUUAAGGGUGCGCUUAAUGAAUUAGGCUGUGAAGAAUUACCUUCGGGUUGCGAUCUCUCGAUGGAAGGUUCUUUCACUGAUUCAUCUACAAUUAGUAAAAGAAAGAAAGUGAUAGAUAAUGGUCUGUUCACAUUAAGGAGAAAUCAACGAUUUAUGACAAUUUUAAAAUCACCUUUCAAAUCUUUGCCAGCAAUUAAUGAUUCGAAAAACGGACUAAUUAGGGCAAAUAGCGAAGGGCCUACAGUCAAAGCAGAAAAUAAUAUUCCCCCUGUUGUACCAUCGCAUUUAACUAACAAUCAAAAAAGUAAUGGAAAUGGCGGACUUAUGGAGGAGGAAUGGUUUCACGGAGUAUUACCGAGAGAAGAAGUCGUAAGACUACUUGUCAAUGAAGGAGACUUUUUAGUACGCGAAACAAUAAGAAACGAUGAAUGUCAGAUAGUUUUAUCUGUUUGUUGGGACGGGCACAAGCAUUUUAUCGUACAAACUACAGAGGGUCACUAUAGAUUUGAAGGACCCACAUUUCCAUCUAUUCAAGAAUUAAUCAGGCAUCAGUGGCUAUCUGGCUUACCAGUGACUAGUCGAUCUGGUGCUAUUCUUAAAAUGCCAAUUUUGCGCGAACGAUGGGAGCUUAAUAACGAUGAUGUCAUCCUAUUGGACAAAAUAGGUCGAGGAAAUUUCGGGGAUGUUUAUAAGGCACAAUUGAAGACCUGUAAGACUGAUGUAGCCGUGAAAACAUGCAAAAUAACAUUACCGGACGAACAGAAACGCAAAUUUUUGCAAGAGGGGAGAAUAUUGAAACAAUAUGAUCAUCCGAACAUAGUCAAAUUGAUUGGUAUCUGUGUUCAAAAGCAACCGAUUAUGAUCGUGAUGGAACUAGUACCUGGUGGUUCAUUACUUACGCAUUUACGGAAGAAUGCUAGUACAAUAACACAGCGGGAGCAAUUGCAUAUGUGUAAGGAUGCUGCAGCUGGUAUGAGCUAUUUGGAAUCUAAGUAUUGCAUUCAUAGAGAUUUAGCUGCUCGCAAUUGCCUCGUAGGGUACGAAUGUAUAGUCAAAAUCUCCGACUUUGGGAUGUCGAGGGAAGAGGAAGAAUAUACAGUUUCGGAUGGUAUGAAACAAAUUCCCAUUAAGUGGACUGCACCAGAGGCCAUGAAUUUCGGUAAAUACACAUCACUUUGCGAUGUAUGGAGUUAUGGGAUUCUAAUAUGGGAAAUAUUUUCUAAAGGUGGCAAUCCAUAUAGCGGUAUGUCUAACUCGGAUGCACGCGACAAGAUAAAUACAGGAUAUCGAAUGCCAGCACCGGAUGGAACACCCGACGAGAUCUAUCGAUUGAUGCUGCGAUGUUGGGAAUAUGAACCAGAGAAACGUCCGCAUUUCGAUCAAAUAUACACCGUGGUUGAGACGCUAUCUCAAGCAUAUCUAUGAGUAUUAUAUUAAAAGUAUUUUACGUGGAUAUAAACAAAUAAGAAGUAUAAAUUGGUGCUAUAGUGUUUUGACAUUUAUUUUGUAUAAUUUAUGAAUUAUACGAAAUUCAAGUUGAUAUCUAGAUACAGUAAAAGUAAAAAUGCUCACAACCAAACUAUACUUUAUCUGUAAGUAUAUGUAUUAUGGAUAUACUAUAUGACAUAUCCAUGAUAUGGAUAUACUAGCAUAAAAAUUAUUAUUAAAUUGCCAUUAUUACGUCAUUGCAUACGAAAUUGCAUGUCGAUAUGAAUGCCAUUAAAUAUGUUUUUUGCAAUAUA